Girardinichthys multiradiatus is the source of this 1627-nucleotide messenger RNA. RefSeq names its product ER membrane protein complex subunit 3 (gene emc3). Lineage: Eukaryota; Metazoa; Chordata; Actinopteri; Cyprinodontiformes; Goodeidae. The record is from RefSeq and is a predicted model, not a curated record. The coding region runs from base 238 to 1023 and encodes 261 amino acids. Gene Ontology annotation, cellular component: membrane; EMC complex. Gene Ontology annotation, biological process: protein folding in endoplasmic reticulum. The transcript is spliced from 9 exons.
GCGAGCUGCAGAAGCAGAAAUUCGUUCUCAUCAUUCGCUGCAGUCAGCGCAACCGUUUGUAGCUGAGGUGUAACGCCGGUUUAUAACAUAACUUCUCAUAUUUAAUACCCUCACACAGCGGAUGUGUUGUGUCUUUCGCUGCCUGGAAAUUAAGCUCAAAGUGGGGUCGCCUCUUCGGGACGACUCGCUGAUUCCCACCCUCCGUGACGGACAUCAGGAAGACGCCAUCCUGACAGAAUGGCCGAACCGGAGCUUCUACUGGACUCCAACAUAAGACUAUGGGUGGUUCUACCCAUUGUCUUCAUCACAUUUCUCGUCGGCGUGAUUCGGCAUUAUGUGUCAAUUCUUCUGCAGAGCGACAAGAAGUUGACCUUAGAGCAGGUUUCAGACAGCCAGGUUCUUAUUCGGAGCAGAAUUCUCAGAGAAAAUGGAAAAUACAUUCCCAAACAGUCUUUUUUGAUGAGGAAGUUCUACUUCAACAAUCAAGAGGACGGCUUUUUUAAGAAGACCAAAAGGAAGGUUGUUCCACCAUCUCCCAUGACAGAUCCCAGCAUGCUGACAGACAUGAUGAAAGGUAAUGUCACCAACGUGCUUCCCAUGAUCCUCAUCGGUGGCUGGAUCAACUGGACCUUUUCAGGAUUUGUAACAACUAAGGUUCCCUUCCCUCUCACGUUGCGGUUUAAGCCCAUGUUGCAGCAAGGAAUAGAGCUGCUCUCAUUAGAUGCUUCCUGGGUGAGCUCAGCUUCAUGGUAUUUCCUGAAUGUCUUUGGACUGAGAAGCAUGUACUCGUUGAUAUUAGGUCAAGAUAAUGGUGCCGACCAGUCGAGGAUCAUGCAAGAGCAGAUGAGUGGUGCUGCCAUGGCCAUGCCUGCAGAUACAAAUAAAGCUUUCAAAGCUGAGUGGGAGGCACUAGAGCUGACAGACCACCAGUGGGCGCUGGAGAGCGUGGAGGACGAACUGAUGAGCAGAGAGCUGGACUUUGAUGGCAUGUUUAACAAGGACCUGCCAAGUGGCAUCUUCUGAUCGCCUGAUAAGAAUUUAGUCAUUGCAGGGAUUUUUUUUUUGUCUUUUCAUGAUGUGCAACGUUUACAAGUUUAUGAUCUUUGUCCUUUCAAAUAUUUCUUUUUUCUUCCACAAAAACAUUUUAACUUCCUGAAAUACGCUGUCCCUCUUUAGGUUUCAUGUCUAUGAAACGUAUUUGAUUUGCUAUUUUAUUUUCAAGAUGAGGACAUAACUUUGGAGAGCUGAAAGGACUUAUUUGUCACUGAAACAGCGUUAUUAUUCUCUUGUAAGUGUAUGCAAUCAUAACAUUACUGGGCACAGUCCUUUUUUUCCAUGUACAGUAAGACUGUUUCCAUUUUAAAAAACCAUCAUGGGUUAAAAACCGGACAAAACACAUUGUAACAUGAUAAACUAUUUAAUCACUAUUGGUUGAUUUCAGAGCAGUUGUUUUUUUUUUUUUUUGUCUCUAAAGGUUGGAAGCAAACCUGGGAGCAGCUGAGGUUAGUGUGUGUUUAAUAGAAAUGUUGUGUUUUCAGUUAUCUAGGCGGUUAAUUUUGUACGGUUAAAGAUUACUUUGCAUUUUGUAAAGUCUAGAAAAUGUUUUGAUUAAAAUAUGUUUCUCCCA